AUGUCCGAUCGCGACGGGCCAGGGUCACGACCCCCGCGCCUGGGCACGUAUCAACAGAUCGUGUCACUGAAAAGAAAGCCCAUCCAGGCGAGGGCGGGACCAUAUCAUCAAGCCGCCCAAACCGAUGACCAAGCGGAAAUUGAGGAUGAAGAUGAGGCCGUGUCGGUUCCGACACCUUACGGGUCUGAUGCCGGGGUAGUUGCAGAAAUCGCGUCAACUACUACUACUCAGUAUUCACUGGCGCCUCCCGCCAAGUCGCCACAGAGUUCUCGCUCGAAUUUGUGGAUGCCAAUAUGGCUUAGCCCAGCCGCUCUCAUUGCCUUUGCUGUCACUUUUUUUCUAAUGUUACUGACCACAGCUUUACUGUAUCAUUUUUCUGAGCAAGGCAACGGCAUUAGUGCUCAACGAGAGGCGAACCACUAUGCCUGGAAGUACGGCCCUACUGCAGUUCUGGUUGUAGUAGGAGCUUUGUGGCGGCAAGUCGAUUUCGCAAACAAGAUCCUGACACCUUGGGAAGAGCUCAAGACAGGGCCAUCAUCGGCUGAUAAGACUCUGCUCCUGGACUAUAUCUCUCCUAUACUACCUGUUAGCCUCUGGAUGGCCAUCAAAAACAGACAUUGGGCCGUCGUGAUAUCUAUUGUUGGCCAAUUGUUGAUACUGGGCACUACGGUUUUUUCAACUGGUUUCCUCAUAUUGGAACCAACUACUUUGACCAAAACCGACGAAACUUUCCAGCUAUCGUCAAAAUUUCAGCUUAGCCAAAGUGUAAACCCAAAAAACGCCUGGGACGUCGGUCCUGGUCCAGCACAAACUUACUAUGGAAUAAAUUUUUACGGACUGCGUUUCCCAGCCGGAACCAGCCAGGAUUUCGUCGUACCCGAGUUUCGGGUGCCGUCGGGUGCCGCAAGUGGUUUCGAGUAUUCGGUGUCUACGGAUGGCCUCCAGGUCAACUAUGAUUGUGAACUCCUUCCGAUUACCAAUGGUACAGAAGCCUCCAUGCCAUGGCGUAGCAUUAUGGCUUCAUUCAUUGUUGCCAACGUUACCACCAAAGAUUGCGAGAUUAAAGGAGUCACCAUGGCUGAGGGUGCUGAUCAUAGUUACUAUCACGACCCGAACGCGACACAGAACUACCAGGCUCGGUUUGAUCUCUAUCCCUGCAACGUGGAUUUUGAUUUUAGUCGGGGUUAUAUACCACCGGAAAAUACGACUCUUGAAGACCAGAUAUACAACCCCAACAACGAUAUGCGCCUGUUCAUGUCCGUGGCUGAUGUCCGCAUCGCGCCAUCCAGCACUCCCAACCGGUACCUGUAUCUCCAUAACGUUACGACUGCCCUUUGUAAACCCACUUAUGAGAUUCUCCAAUUCAACGUCAGUGUUCCGAGCAAUGUUAAUGGAUCUGCUCAAGCUCUCUCCUCGACACCGCCAGCCAAGAAGCAAGUCCUUCAAUCAUACCCUCCAGGAUCACUUGCCAUGGCAGUCACAGACACUACUAAUCGCUGGGAUUUGGGUACCGGAGGAGUCGAUUAUGUUCUAUCAACCACUGUGCCUACAUUCUUUCAGCUCAUGUCAAAAAAAGCUGGAUUUCAAUCUAUUCGAAAUUUCAUGGAUCCAGAACUUCUCAUAAGUACAGGAACCGAAGUCUUCAAGGGGAUUGCCGCUCAAGUAUUACAUGAGGUUCUUGUUCAACCAGCGAACCGUACUACUACGGGAAGUAUUACCUACACAGAGCAGAGAUUGCACGCGAAAGCUCUCUCGACUGGAUUCAUGUGCAGCUUUCUUGGACUGCUAGUCAUAUUGUCUCUCUUGAUGAUAUUCGUCCGCCCUAGCUUUUCAGCGCCUGACAAGCCGGUAGCAGCUUUCUCGACGGCUACUAUACUCGCGUCGAGCCCUGAACUUGACAAAAUUCUGUCACCUAUGGGACAUUUAAGCAAUGACAAGCUACAGCAACGCCUUGGAGACUACCGAUUUCGAGCGGAUCAUGUCUCAAAUACAGAUUCAGGUAUAUACAUUGAGCCAAUCCAGCGCAAGGAAGGGCAAACGUAUACCGACCAUGUUACGGAACAAGGCCAACGUCAAGUGCCUUCAUGGAGACCAAUGGCCAGCACCACCUGGUUCCUUGUUCUUGCGAUUUGUCUCCCGCUGUCUAUUAUUGCGUCACUAGAAGUUGUUCAACAUUUUUCAGAUAUAAACAAUGGAUUCAUCAGUAUCAACAGAUCGAGUGCACUUGCAUUUGCUACUUACAUCCCUUCAGCCGUUGCGCUCGGGGUGGCUGGUCUCUACUCUGCUAUGCAAAUGAUGACGGCAAUUUUUGCUCCUUUUGCUCCUUUGAAAGGGGGAAAGGCCAAUGCAAAAAGGACAGUUGAACUAAGUCUUGUUGCCCAGCUACCUCCUCAUUCCUUAUUCUUGUCGCUGAGAACGAGGAAUUUUGCAGUAGCUAUUGCACUCUUUGGUAGCUUUAUUGGAAGCUUUCUAUCUAUUAUUGUAUCAGGCCUCUACAGCGUUAUUGAAGUUCCAAUUGUCCAAACAGUUGCACUUCAGCAAGGUGAUGUGUUCAACUUUAACAAUGUCGACCUUUCUCUGACAGAUAACGAAGCUGCUGCCAUUGAUAACUUGGUGGAAUAUCUAGGCUUGAAUAGCACACAAUGGACAAAUGGGAACCUUGCGUUCAAUGCACUCAAGCAAGAUGUGACCUUCACGACGAAUUCAAGCGCAGAUGUGCCACUGACAGUUAACGUGCCUGCAGUGAGGCCAUCACUAAACUGUACUUCGAUACCCAACGAUCUUCGCAAAGUAACAAUAUUCAAUCAAGAAAAUGAAGAAAGUGGUACAAUGAUGUUCCAAAUGCCCGGGCAAAACGCUAUGGUGUCUCCCUCCGAUGGCUAUGUUUGGGUUGGCGUUAACACAACUCUAAAAUAUGCUGAAUGGUGUGAGACUGCUCCCAAGGGUAUGAAGAGUCAAGAACCAUGGAUGCAGUAUUUCCUCCUUCCCAACGAUACAAGCAUGGCUUAUGUGGGUAAGGCCUCCAUCCUCACAUGGGGUGGCGGUCUGGUUUACGGUGAUGGAGCGGUAGACACAAACCCAACACACGGACAAGCGGCUGACGGGAUCCAAGAAACUGACAAUGGAUGCCCCACAUUUGCCGUAACAUUCGGCCAAAUGAAAUUAAAGAAAUCGGGCAAAGGAUCCAAGAGCAAAACUAUCGGCUUCGAGCAAGAUCUUGCCACUCUGAUUUGUUACCAAAAUAUUGUGCAGGUCAUGACCAAUGCCACAUGGCAACUUCCCAACUUGUCAUUUGAUCCUACCCAGCUUCCUAAAGCGAAUGAGAGUACGAAAGAACUCUUGAAAACGAGUCGCGGCAGCGAACGAUUUCCCUUUUUGCCGAAUGCCUGGUUAAACGGCCUCAGCAAUCCGCUGAUCAACCAGACAAUUCCUGGCCCGAACAAUUCUAACUCGUCGAACAAUUAUAUCGAUAAUUUUAUUGAGGCUCUAGUUAUGACGAAGAAUGGUCGACCAGCAGAUGAGCUCGCUGGAGCUGCGAAUGUCGAAAAUCUCAGAAACGCCACUCAGCGACUCUACGGGAGAUAUAUGGCUCAGGCCAUUUCUCUGAAUAUGCGCGACAACAGUACUGCUAAAAAUCUGCCUAUGUAUAAUGGCCAGGUGACAAUAUCUGGCAAUCAGAGGUUGCAGCAAUCUAGCGGGUCCAAGAUUGCGCUUCAGGUAGUGCUCGCAGUGAUGGCGGCGUGUGCUAUUGCAACAAGACUGCUUUUGCCAGUACGAGAUGUGUUGCCACAUAAUCCUUGCUCGAUUGCUGGGACAGCAACGUUGAUAGCAGGGGGGGAGAUGGUGUCUCGAAUUGCUGAUAACCGGAUGGAUAUGGACGACUUGCUCCAUAAUGGGCUAUAUAGCUUGAAGUGGUGGCGGGAUGAGAAGGGUGCAGAACGAUAUGGCAUCGACUUGGAGCCGAAUUUAUAG
Molecule: messenger RNA, 3972 nt
Organism: Trichoderma asperellum CBS 433.97
Lineage: Eukaryota; Fungi; Ascomycota; Sordariomycetes; Hypocreales; Hypocreaceae
Source: RefSeq, a predicted model, not a curated record